AUUUAGAUUAGUGUGUUCUGUAAUGGAAGACUGGAUGCAUUGACUCGGUAGAUCUAUGCAUCAUAAGCAGCCCUAAUUCACAACAAAUCCACUCCUUCCUUGUUUGCCUACCUAAAAUUUCCAACAAGAAUCUGAGGAAGAACAAUGGCCGGAGGAGGCUUCCUGUCUUCCAUGUUCACCACGAUGGUAGCCAAGCUGCAAAGCUUGGCUUCACUGUCAACAAUAUCGUCUUCUUCUUCGUCGCCACACAACACUAUUGAACAAGAGAUGAGUAAGCUGACAGAGACGAUGAGGAGAAUCCAAGCCAAACUUGAUGACUCAGAGGAGGAGAAUCAUGCAAAAAGUCACUCGGAGAAGCUUUGGCUAAGCGAGCUCAAAGAUGUUGCCUAUGACGCCGAAGACGUAGUAGAAGAGUACGAGUACGAGGUGUUGCAUUCCAAACAAUUGCAUGAGAACAACAGUGGGACACAUGAGGAUGAAUUAGCAAAUAAAGCUGCGGAGAUAAGGAAAAGGUUUGAUCAGAUCACCAAAGAGUGGAAACUCUUAACGUUGCCUAAGAACGUUGGAAAGAGAAAGAGAAGCCCCUCGCCCCUAGAUGAGAACCGAGAAACAGGCUCUUUAGUGGUUGAAUCAGAUGUUCUUGGAAGAGAAGAGGAAAAGGAUAUGCUGGUUAAAUGGCUUCUGUCAGAGGAUGAUACAUCAGUGAAUAAAGUUUCUGUAAUUGCUGUAAUUGGGAUGGGGGGACUAGGCAAAACAACACUGGCUCAGCUUGUCUAUAAUGAUCAAAGAGUGAAAAGCUAUUUUGAUUUAACAAGAUGGGUCUGUGUAUCUGAAAAUUUUCAUGUUGUUAGUUUGACAGAGAAGAUCCUGCAAUCAUUUGCCAAAGUGAAAGUUCAUGAAGAACUAGAUGAGCUCCAACAUGCACUACGAGAAAAACAGCAGGGGAAAAAGUUUUUACUAAUAUUAGAUGAUGUUUGGAAUGAAGAAUUCACUCUCUGGGAUGAAUUAAGAAAGCCCUUAGCAUCAGCUCAAGUAGUUAAAGUUAUAGUGACCACUAGGAAUCAAUCAGUUGCUAGAAUUAUGGGGACGAGAAGUCCUCUCAACUUGAAUUGCUUACCAUUUGAUGUAUGCUGGCAAUUGUUCAAGAGAGUCACUUUGGGAGGAGCAGAUAAGAGCCUACAACCACAUCUUGAAGACCUUGGUAGGAAGAUAGUAGAUAAGUGCAAAGGCUUACCUUUGGCUGUGAAGGUGCUUGGAGGCGCUCUCAGAAACAACGAAGAUAUAGAUUCAUGGGAGGACUUCUUACAGAAUGAGAUGUGGGAAUCAGAAGAAACAAAUAAAGGAGUUUUACCAGCACUUAAAAUAUCAUAUGAUUGCAUGCCGAUCCAACUUAAAAGAUGUUUCCAAUACCUAUCCUUAUUUCCCAAAGACACAGGUUUUGAUUCAGAAGAAAUAGUCCGAUUAUGGAUGUCACAAGGUCUUCUUCCUCUUGAUGGAGAUAAGAGAGCAGAGGACAUAGGCAGAAGUUACAUAAAAAGACUAGCUGAGAGGUCAAUAAUACAUCUGGAAUGGGAUGACACCUUUUUGAUGGAAUGGAAAUAUUUUUUGAUGCAUGAUCUUGUUCACGAUCUUGCACAAUAUAUAGCUCAGGAUGAAUAUCUCUGUGUGAUGGAUAACAAAUUUGACACAAAGAAAUUACAAAAGUUUCGACACUUAUCGUUUAAUGUGGAAUGCCAUAAGUUGAACAUAGAAGCUCUUCCAGAACCAAAACUUUUACGGACACUUUUUAUGAGACAACUAGACUCGUGGAAAUAUAGACUCCCUGAUGAUCUUUUUCAAAAAUUGAAAUACAUACGAACACUUGUUUUAAACACCUACGGCAUCGAAGAGCUACCAUAUUCAUUGGGCAAUCUCAAACUACUUCGUUACCUUUCUAUAAAAGCCUAUCAUGUAGUGAGUAUUCCAGAGUCCAUAUGCAGCCUUUACAAUUUACAAACUUUGGAUCUGGCAGAUACACAAAUUUCUGAACUCCCAAGGCAGAUUGGAAAUUUGAUAAACCUACGUCAUCUUUUGCUUCCUUACAAUUUCUAUGAUUGGGAAAGUAUCUUUUUAUCAUCUAGAAUUGGAAACAUGACCAACUUGCAGACACUCAGAUGCUUCAAUGUCAGUUGUGAAAGAGAGCAUUGCAACAUAGGAGAAUUGAAUAGUUUGAUGGAACUUGGAGGGCAUAUCUCCAUUUAUAAUGUAGCAUCCGUGAACAUAUUUUCAAACUCAAAACCCCCUUUGAAGACAAAAAAGUAUAUUGAUUCUUUGGAGUUACGUUGGAUGAAGUAUGGCUGGCAUGACAAUGAUGCUUUUGACUAUUACACAAAAGAUGAAAAGAAGGCAGAGUGGCAGCUCGAGUACCUCGAACCGCAUGUCAAUCUCAAGAACCUUGAAAUAAUCAGCUAUCCAGGAAUCAAAUUUGUUGGAUGGGUGGGCGCUUCAUCCUUCACUAAGUUGACCCGUUUGUGUGUAGAAGAUUGUAAGAAUUGCAAUAAACUUCCACCGUUGGGCCAACUUCCUUCUCUGGAAUAUCUUUUUAUAGGUGCGAUGGAGGGCGUUCAACAUGUGGGACGUGAAUUUUGCUCCAUGCUAAUGGCAUCUCCAUCUUCUUCCCAAAACAAAAUUGCAUUUCCCUCUCUAAAAGACUUGAUAUUCAAAGAUAUGACAAAUUGGGAAGCGUGGGAUGGAGUGGAGAUUGGUGAUUUCCCUAGUCUCUAUUCUUUUAAACUUUCUGGAUGUCGUAGGCUGAUCAAGUUUCCCCGGUGGCCCUUUUUGUCUUCGGUGGAAGAAAUGACAUUGGAUAGUGGUGGUGUACCUGAUGUUUUAAAUUUCCAUUCACUGACAAAUUUAACAGUUAUGUCCAUGACUAAGAAAAAUAGUAAGUGGAUGUCCAAGUGUUACUUUCCAACGCUCCAACACUUGAGAUUAUCAUUUAGCACUGCAAAAUCUGUUCAUCUAUCACAGAAAGUGCUACCUUCACUGAAGACUUUAGAGAUUUCAAACUGUCCAACAUUGAGAGUUGUUGCAGGGUUAAAAAACCUCACCUCCUUGAAUUUUUUAUAUAUAGAAGUAUGCCCUAAUCUUGAGUUCAAGGGGUUACCAGCCACCCUCGAACAAGUGAAGCUCUACUGUUGUAGUUUGUUUGAGAAGGGGUACAAAGAACAACAGCAUAUGCCAAAUGACUUGAUGAUAGAGGCACACAAUUCCGAUGAUGAGGAGGAAGAGAAAGAGGAGAUGGAUGUCAAUGAUGAAGAGGAAGAGGAAGAGGAAGAGGAAGAGGAAGAGGAAGCGGAAGAGGAGAUGGAUGGAGACGAUGAUGAUAACAUGGAUUAAUUAGAUGAUAAGGAUGACAAAGAGCCGGAUGACAAUGGUAGCAACAUAGUAGAAGCAUGAUUCUUAACAUUGAGAAGAGAUUUUUAUCACGAGGAUCCAUUUUUUUCUCAAUCAUAUUAUUUUAAUUGUAAUAUAUGUUUUGGAUGAAAAUAUAAACAAAUUAUGAUAUAACUUAUUAGACAGUGCAUUCCUGGUUGUAAUAUAAUUUUUUUCACAAAAAUUGUGAUAGUAGUUUUCUAUUA
Molecule: messenger RNA, 3620 nt
Organism: Zingiber officinale
Lineage: Eukaryota; Viridiplantae; Streptophyta; Magnoliopsida; Zingiberales; Zingiberaceae
Product: putative disease resistance protein RGA3
Exons: 3
Coding region: 145-3378 (1077 amino acids)
Biological process (GO): defense response to other organism
Molecular function (GO): ADP binding
Source: RefSeq, a predicted model, not a curated record